UCAUUUGGAAAAACACAUCUUUGAUUGUUAUAACCCGAAGUGGAGUGGUUAGUUUGUAAACUGUGCACCAGACAGGGGGCAAGGCCUGCAAAGUUUGUUGUUUAUUUCUUUAGAAAUUAAUCUCAUUCAUUGUUUUUCAAAGUAAUUGAUUAAAGCAAUAUUUGUAUUGUACAUAGGAGUAAAAAAUGGGCUGAAUUUUCUACCGACAUCAGAGAUGCAACAUUUGCAUGUAUAGGUGCCCACUUUGCUAUAAUUAUACAUCAGAUCUCAGUUUCUAAUUGAUUACAAUCUUUAUGGUAUGAACUUACUUCAUGUAAGAAAAGUUCAUUUUAGAGGAAUUUCUUCAAAAACAGAUAAAAAUCUUUCAUAUAAUAAUAAAUCAAUUCCACUUCAUGGUUCAUCUCCAAAUUCAUUUCUCAAUUUUCCUUCAUCUCAACACUGGAAUGAAGACACUAUUCCUAGUAAUUUAUGCCUGGAUCCUACUGUGAAGAAGGUCAGUCGUUGUGAACUUGAAGUUGAUGUAAUUGCUGAAGACAUCUUGAAUCAAAUAAAUGUUGAAAGUUGUAUUGGUCAUAAUCCUGGUAUAACUGCUAUGUGGGAAGAUGAAAGACAACGAAGACGAGAUACUGGACUAUCUUCACAAGUUGCUCUUCCUGUUUCACAAGAAGAAAUUAUUGAUGAACGAAAUAAAGUGAUUCAAAGUGAGUUGGAGACAAUGGAAAAAUCUCUUUCACCCGAAGACUUUAAAGAAUUUUCUCAAAGUAUUUUGUCACAAGGCAAGCAACCGCAGUGUGAAGCAACAAUAAACCAAGAUGUGGACGUGGAUAGUCCAGUUGUUGAUCGGUCUCAAAUUUUAUUAAUAUAAGACAUUUAUUGAGCUGGAGAGUUGGAUAAAGAAUUGGUGGAGAUUUUAAUGAGUUUGGAUAAAGAUGACAAUGAA
This is a messenger RNA of Xenia sp. Carnegie-2017, 940 nucleotides long. RefSeq names its product DNA polymerase zeta catalytic subunit-like. NCBI's taxonomy places the organism in Eukaryota, Metazoa, Cnidaria, Anthozoa, Malacalcyonacea, Xeniidae. Gene Ontology annotation, cellular component: zeta DNA polymerase complex; nucleus. The record is from RefSeq and is a predicted model, not a curated record. Gene Ontology annotation, molecular function: DNA-directed DNA polymerase activity. Gene Ontology annotation, biological process: error-prone translesion synthesis; double-strand break repair via homologous recombination.